AUGUCCAACGAUGUCGAGAAGGGCACUCCUGCCACAUCGGCGCAACCGAUAUCGAGUGCCGUCAGCCAUGUUCAUUCGAUAGAGACAGUCUCCGCAGAUGUGGCACUCGACGAGACUCGAUCUCAUGCAUCCAGCAUCGCUCCAGUGGGCGAAGAAAAGCAUGAGCCAGAUGAGCACAUGCCGUUGCCACACCGAACAACCACCGAGCUUGGCCCAGCUGUCCCGGUGCCUCGACUGAAGCGCCGAGGAUUGUUCGGCCAAUUGACCCUGGUCGCCGAAGUCGAAGACCCGAAAACUUAUCCUCGAAAGAUGAAGUGGUUUAUUACCUUCAUUGUUGCUGUUGCAGGUGCUACGGCGCCGAUGGGUAGCUCUAUCUUCUUUCCUUCCCUUUCCCAAGUGGCCAAAGAACUGCACACCACUACCACUAUUACUAACCUGUCCAUUGCUCUGUACAUGCUGAGUAUGUCCAUAUUUCCUUUAUGGUGGUCGUCAUUCAGUGAGCGAUUGGGACGGCGAACGAUUUAUUUGGCUUCGUUUGCCCUCUUUGUCGUCUUCAAUUGCCUUUGCGCUAAAUCCACUUCGAUCGCCAUGCUUAUUGUAAUGCGAAUGCUAAGCGGCGGUGCCUCGGCUUCUGUUCAGGCAGUCGGCGCUGGAACGAUUGCUGACCUCUGGGACUCCCGAGAAAGAGGACGUGCUAUGGGCAUUUUCUAUCUGGGUCCGCUUUGUGGUCCGCUAUUCGCGCCUAUUGUCGGCGGUCUUUUAGCAGAGCGUUGGGGUUGGAGAAGUACCAUGUGGUUCUUGGCCGCGUACGGUGCCCUUACGGUCAUUUUCAUCUUCCUUGCGCUACCGGAGACACUUGCAGUCCGGAAGCCUAUUCUUCCCGAUGUGUCUGAGGAUGAACUUAAUCCAGUCACUCGACCGCUCAGCAGAGUGUCCUCUCGACAGGUGGUUGGAUUCACGACCCGAACUCUCAAGACGUUGAAGAUUGUUUUCAUUGACCCAUUGAAAAUCGUGCUUUAUUUGCGGUUCAUCCCGGUGCUCCUGAGUGUUUACUACGCUAGCAUCGCCUUUGGUUCACUCUAUGUCUUGAAUGUCAGUGUGGAAGAUACAUUUGGCAAGCCUCCAUACAACUUCAGCACCAUUAUAAUUGGUUUGCUUUAUAUUCCGAAUUCAGUGGGGUAUGUUGUUGCCAGUCUUUUUGGUGGACGGUGGAUGGAUAGCAUCAUGCAACGCGAGGCGAAAAAGCAAACCGAUAUGAUGAAAAAGGCCGGCUUAUCUAUCGCCCGGAGGAUCGAAUGCGAGAGAACGCUUGGCUUGGUGCUUUUCUCUAUCCAGCUGCCCUCAUCUGGUAUGGCUGGACUGCGGAGAAGGGAGUUUUCUGGCUUGUCCCGGUAUGCUCACUCCCUCCUGAAAUGUGAAAUGAUUGCCAACUUCUUUUUUGGCAUCGGAUCAAUGCUCAUUUUUAGCAUGGUCACCACUAUGCUCACUGAAUUUAUGCCGAAAAAGUCGUCGGAGGGCGUGGCUUUAAAUAACUUCAUGCGAAAUAUCUUUUCAUGUGUUGGAUCUCUUGUGACCGCGCCGAUUAUCAAUGGCAUCGGCAAUGGGUGGUUAUUCACCAUCAUUGGGCUAGUCAGUUUCGCAAGCAGCUCGGUCAUUUUCUGCAUGAGAGUAUUUGGCCCUCGCUGGAGACUAAAGAUGGAUGCGCAAUUACAAUGA
Molecule: messenger RNA, 1716 nt
Organism: Penicillium macrosclerotiorum
Lineage: Eukaryota; Fungi; Ascomycota; Eurotiomycetes; Eurotiales; Aspergillaceae
Product: MFS transporter
Exons: 3
Coding region: 1-1716 (571 amino acids)
Biological process (GO): transmembrane transport; intracellular polyamine homeostasis
Molecular function (GO): polyamine transmembrane transporter activity
Source: RefSeq, a predicted model, not a curated record